Molecule: messenger RNA, 630 nt
Organism: Symbiodinium natans
Lineage: Eukaryota; Dinophyceae; Suessiales; Symbiodiniaceae
Source: the annotation of a GenBank genome assembly
AUGGAGCCGAUAUCUCACCCUCCGCUGUUUCUCGCUACGUCGAGCAUUACACAUGGUGCCAGCCCUAGCCAAAGUCAUGCUUGGAGUUAUGUCCUCUAUCUUUUGCGGUCGAUUGAGCGGCUUGCAGACAUCAUGUCAUACUGUCAUCCUUUCCGGUUGCUCGACGAUGGCAUCGAUGGCCUUGGGUGCAAAGACAUUGACAUCCUCCGCUUAGCUCAGGGACAUGAUUUGUGGAGCACUGGCAGCACUGAUGUGGCCCCAGGGCCACCCUGGCCGCGAGAUGAAAUCGUGCCAUACAUAUGCGAUGUUUUACAUUGGGCAGCUUCCACUGUGAUUUCCAAUCGUCAGAUGUUUGCGCGCCGGCGGGAGGCUGCAGCGCGGACUGUGAAGAAAGGAAUGGGAGCAACUGCACUAGCGCUGCGCCUCCAGGACAAUUUUCGUUGCAGAUCUUCUUGUGCGAUGGAGCACCGCCUUCGCCGAGCAUUCGAUCAGUUAAAAGCAUUGCGACCAUCGCGGUCUGUGGGAUCUGCGAGGGCCGCGGAGGUGGGCUAUCAUGUAAUCGUAAAAACAGCUGUCCGCGAACGGCAAUUCCUUAAAGCCAACUUCCUGUCUGGGUUCAGAUCUGCGUAA